AUGAGGCUUUCCGUAUCACCGAAUGUUAAACAUUAUUUUUGGUUUCAUUUUUCCUGGGAAUUGUGGAAUGAGUUGCUAUUCGGCAAUAUCGAAACUGCUUUGGACAGAGACGUUUCAGGCACAAAAAGUGGUAUGAGAUCUCAAACUACGAAGUUUGAAAAGUUUCCAUACACAUACUCGAAUGAGUUCAGAUGCGGGUUACGCAUCGCUAUAAAAUAA
Messenger RNA from Clunio marinus, 219 nucleotides. NCBI's taxonomy places the organism in Eukaryota, Metazoa, Arthropoda, Insecta, Diptera, Chironomidae. The record is from the annotation of a GenBank genome assembly.